Pistacia vera is the source of this 2049-nucleotide messenger RNA. RefSeq names its product putative pentatricopeptide repeat-containing protein At5g40405. Lineage: Eukaryota; Viridiplantae; Streptophyta; Magnoliopsida; Sapindales; Anacardiaceae. Bases 79 to 1926 code for a protein of 615 amino acids. The record is from RefSeq and is a predicted model, not a curated record. Gene Ontology annotation, molecular function: zinc ion binding; protein binding; RNA binding. Gene Ontology annotation, biological process: RNA modification. The transcript has a single exon.
CGCGGGAAAAUCAGUCAAAACUCCUUCAUAGUUCAAUCCCCAGUUAAACAAACACUCACCCUUGAUUUGCCAAUCAUCAUGAGCUCCUUAAGGAGCAUUGUAAAGCACCCAAUAAUUUCUUUAGUGGAUCCAACCACAACCCUCAGAGAACUGAAGCAAAUCCACGCUCAACUUCUUAUCACCGGCACUCUCAACGACUCUCACCUUCUGGGCCAAUUUGUUGCCACAAUUGCCCUAAAUAACCCCAACAAUCUCAGUUAUUCCGAUCAAGUCCUUGAAAAAUGUCACAGCCCAACUCUAUUCACCUUAAACUCCAUGAUUAGAGCUUAUUCUAAAAGCUCAACCCCAGAUAAAAGCUUUCAUUUCUAUAAGAGAAUCCUAGAAUCUAGUGAUUAUAUCUCGCCUGAUAAUUACACUUUUAAUUUCCUCGUUCGCACGUGUGCACAGAUUUUGUCACCCGAGACUGCUCUGUUGGUUCAUGGUUCGGUUAUAAAGCUCGGGUUUGACAAUGACCCGCAUGUGCAAAGUGGGUUGAUUUUCAUGUAUGCUGGAUUGGGUUUUUUAAGUUCUUGUCACAAGGUGUUUGAGGAAAUUCCUCAACCUGAUUUGGUGUGUCAAACAGCAUUAAUUAGUGCGUUAGCAAAGUGCGGUAAUGUUGAUUUUGCAAGGAAGAUGUUUGAUGAAAUGCCUGAGAGGGACCCCAUCACGUGGAAUGCAAUGAUCGCAGGUUAUGCGCAAUGUGGGCGGUCAAGGGAGGCGUUGCAAUUAUUUCAUUUGAUGCAGGUUGAAGGUGUUAAGCUUAAUGAAGUGUCUAUGGUUUCUGUUUUGUCUGCAUGUAGUCAUUUAGGUGCCCUUGAUCAGGGGAGAUGGGCACACAUUUAUAUUGAAAGAAAAGGGCUUAAAUUGACCGUGACAUUAGGGACUGCACUCAUUGACAUGUAUGCAAAAUGUGGGAAUAUGGAUAAGGCCAUGGAAGUUUUUUGGGGUAUGAGAGAAAGGAAUGUAUAUACAUGGACUAGUGUAAUAGGUGGGUUGGCUAUGAAUGGAGCGGGAAAGAAGUGUCUCGAGCUAUUUUCACUGAUGAAACAAUAUGGGGUUCGACCUAAUGAGGUCACAUUUGUUUCAGUUUUAAGAGGUUGUAGUGUGGUUGGAUUCGUUGAUGAAGGUCAUCAGCAUUUUGAUUCCAUGAAAAAGGAGUACGGAAUUGAGCCUCAACUUGAGCAUUAUGGUUGUUUGGUGGAUUUAUAUGGUCGAGCUGGGCGCUUAGAUGAGGCCUUGAAUGUCAUCAAUAACAUGCCCAUGAAGCCACAUGCUGGUGCUUGGGGAGCUUUGCUUAAUGCUUGUAAAAUGCAUAAGAAUUUGGAAAUGGGUGAGCUUGCUUCAAGAAAGCUAGUGGAGCUUGAGGCCAAGAAUGAUGCCGCCUAUGUGCUCCUGUCUAAUAUAUAUGCUGAUUCAAGAAACUGGGAUAGCGUUGAUAAUGUACGUCAAAUAAUGAAGGCUAAAGGUUUGAGGAAACUUCCUGGUUGUAGUGUAAUAGAGGUUGAUGGAGAAGUUCAUGAAUUCUUUGCUGGGGAUGAAUCCCACCCAAGGUAUGGUGAAAUUGAGGUUAUGUUGGAGGAAAUCUCUAGGAGGCUGAAAAUGGCUGGAUAUGUUGCAAACAUGAACCCUGUGCUGUUUGAUAUAGAAGAAGAGGAGAAAGAGCAUGCUUUAUUUAAACAUAGUGAGAGGAUUGCAAUUGCAUUUGGUUUGAUCAGUGUGAAGGAAGGUGUGCCCAUUAGAAUUGUGAAGAACCUCAGAGUUUGUUGGGAUUGUCAUGAUUGGACAAUGACUAUUUCUAAACUAUUUAACAGAGAGAUUAUUGUAAGGGACAGGAAUAGGUUUCACCAUUUCAAGGAUGGUGAGUGUUCUUGUAAAGGCUAUUGGUAAAAGAACUCUGUAUACCAGGUUUUGAAUUUUUGUACUGAGUGAUUCUUUUUCUCCACUACUUAAUAAUGUUAGAGUAGGUACCUUAAAAUCAAUAAAUUAUUAUAAAAUUGAUUCUUUGUAAUA